Molecule: messenger RNA, 1985 nt
Organism: Papilio machaon (common yellow swallowtail)
Lineage: Eukaryota; Metazoa; Arthropoda; Insecta; Lepidoptera; Papilionidae
Gene: cin
Product: gephyrin
Exons: 9
Coding region: 54-1895 (613 amino acids)
Biological process (GO): establishment of synaptic specificity at neuromuscular junction; Mo-molybdopterin cofactor biosynthetic process; postsynaptic neurotransmitter receptor diffusion trapping
Cellular component (GO): cytoplasm; postsynaptic membrane; dendrite
Molecular function (GO): molybdopterin molybdotransferase activity
Source: RefSeq, a predicted model, not a curated record
GUGUAUUCUAUUAAUUUUAUAGUAAUUUAAAGAUUAAGAAGUCUUAACUAAAUAUGGCUGCUGGAAUCAUUGUGAUAAUCACUGUCAGUGAUACAUGUUACAAAAACCCGUCCAAUGAUAUUUCAGGACCAACUCUUGUUGAGCUUGUUAAAGGAUUGUUUCCCCAAUCUAUAAUUCAAACAACUAUCAUUCCUGACGAAAGGAAAAUAAUUGAAGAUAAGCUUAAAGAAUAUUGUAAGAAGAACUCUGAUUUAAUUAUAACUACUGGUGGUACAGGAUUUAGUAACAGAGACGUAACACCAGAAGCAACUAAAGCAGUAAUUGAAAAAGAAGCGCCAGCAAUAUCAGUGGCAUUAACAAUUGAAAGUUUAAAAAAAACUCCAAUGGCAAUGGUUUCACGUUCAGUAAGUGGUAUAUGUGACCAAACACUCAUUAUAAACUUUCCGGGCAGUAAGAAAGCUGUAAUAGAAUGUUUCGAAGUUGUUAAGCCUAUAUUGCAUCAUGCAAUAGAGAUUAUUAAAAAUGAUACAAAGAAAGUUAAAUCUGUUCAUGAUUUAAUGCAGGGUCACAUUUGUCCACAUAAACUAAGUAGUGUAGAUGUAUCAAAAGUAGCUUUAAGACCUAGAGAAUCUCCGUAUCCUAUGUUAGAAAUGUCUGAAGCGUUUAAUAUAGUUGAUUCCGUAAUGAGUCAGUGGGUUGGAACCACACAUAAAGUUAAUAUAGAAAAUGGAUUAGGUUGUGUUGUGGCUGAAUCUAUUUAUGCUAAAGAACCAAUGCCACCAUUUCCAGCAUCUAUUAAAGAUGGUUACGCCUGCAUCAGUUCGGACGGUGCGGGCAUCCGAUGUGUCCGCGCGACGGUGACAGCCGGGGACAGUUUUGACCUGCCGCUGCAGCCCGGAGAAUGUGCACGUAUUAAUACUGGUGCUCCACUGCCGCCCGGCGCCGAUUGUGUAGUACAGGUGGAAGAUACGAAGCUUAUUUCGGCAACGCCAGAUAACGAAACAGAGCUAGAAGUUGAAAUACUCGCAGCACCGAAGCCACAGCAGGACGUGAGGCCCAUCGGCUUCGAUAUCGCUUUGGGUGACCCUCUAGUUAUUGAAGGUGCGGUGUUAGAUGCAGCGUUACUUGGUGUGUUAGCAGGAGCGGGAUAUCAGCAAAUCAGAGUCAGAACUAGACCUGUGGUGGCAAUAUUGUCUACUGGCAAUGAGCUCCAAGACCCAUCAGAGGUGAUACUCAAGCCGGCGCACAUCCGCGACUCCAACCAGACCAUGCUGAAGGCACUCCUCGAAGAGCACGGCUACACUAGCGUGUGUAUGGGCGUGGCUCGCGACGAGGCGGGCGCGCUGCGGGCGAGCGUGGCGGACGCGCUGCGCACAGCAGACGUACUCGUGUGCACAGGCGGAGUGUCCAUGGGUGAAAGGGACCUGCUCAAACCUGUGCUCACACAAGACUUUAACGCGACGUUACAUUUUGGACGCGUGCGCAUGAAGCCCGGCAAGCCGAGCACGUUCGCCACCUGUCAGUACGAAGGGAAAACUAAAUACAUUUUCGCUUUGCCCGGUAACCCAGUGUCGGCUUAUGUAUGCUGUUUGUUAUUUGUGAUACGCGCAUUACGCGUCUGCGAGCGUCGCAGUGCAGAGUUCCCGCGCAUGCGCGUGCGCCUCAACAAACAGUUAGCACUCGACCCAAGACCUGAGUACGUGAGAGCAGUACUCAAGUUCUCUGAUGGUUUACCAUCAGCCGAAGUCUUGGGAAAUCAGUGCAGCAGUCGUUUGCUGAGUGCUUGUGGUGCGAGCGUACUGUUAGAACUGCCACCAGCUGACAAAGAUCUGCGUUCUUUAGCCGCCGGUACUCUAGUGCCGGCCAUUAUCACUGGUCGAAUGGAUCUUAAUUGAUAUAUAUUUUCAUAUACAUACUUGCCACAAAUUUAUAUGUUUGGAUGAAGUUCAACUUACAUUGGUUAAAAAAAAUGGUUUAUGGUUUAU